This is a messenger RNA of Mesorhabditis spiculigera, 3027 nucleotides long. Lineage: Eukaryota; Metazoa; Nematoda; Chromadorea; Rhabditida; Rhabditidae. The record is from the annotation of a GenBank genome assembly.
AUGCGGAAGAAACACUUUAUCGUCUGCGCCUUAUUACUCGGCUGGCAAUUCGUGGCGGCUGCCUCGUUAUGCACCGGCAAGAAUACGACAACCUUUAUGCGCUCUGAGGGGAUGAAGCUUAUGGAAUUCCCUACAAAUACAAUCAAGGACUCUACGCUGAAUGAAUGCGCCCAGGCCUGCGUGAACCAGACGAAGGGCACACUUUGCUCCUCAUUCGAGUACGAUCCGGCCGCGCAGGAAUGUUCCAUGCAUCCGGAAAACGGGCAGCCCUUUGGCGCCUCGGUGCUGGCCAAAGGCACGGGUGCUGUUUCGUUCUUCCAGCACGUAUGCGUGGAGGAAGACUUCCUCUGCUCCUCGCCCUAUGCAUUUGAGCGGUUUCCGCAGCAAAUUUUGAUCGGCUAUGCAAUGGAGGUCCAACAAACUGGCGGCCUAUCCGAAUGCCUCUCUCUUUGCCUGGCUUCAGAUUCUCGACUAAAUGUCCCCUGUAAAUCGGUGAUGUACUACUACGAGACUGGAGAAUGCAUCAUCAACCGUGAGACUAGGAAUGAGCACCCGGAAAUGUUCGCAGCAGCCCCCUUCGAUGCCAUUGUUGACUACUUUGAGAAUAAUUGCCAUAAUACGGAUUGUCGGGACGGUUCGGCAAUGCAUUGGAUUCGAGCAGAAGAAUUUUCUAUAUCCCCGAAGAAGGACGUGAUUGUGGAAGCGGAGAGCCAUUACGAAUGCCGCCAAAUUUGUGAGAAAAACCUGGUCUCCGGCGAGAAAUUCCCGUGUCGGGCCUUCGUCCACUCGAGCGCCAAAAAGGAGUGCCACCUCUCGGCCGAGUCCGGUUUCUCGCGCCGCAUUCGGCAGACCGACCUGAGCCCGAUUAGCGGUGGGGAGUACUUUGAGAAGUACUGCCUCAAAUCGGAAUUCAUCUGCGGGGAAGCGGCCUUCGAGCAAGUCGCCAACAAAAAGCUCAACGGUUCUUCGUUUGUCGAGAGAAGUCCCUCGCUGAGGAAAUGCCUCGAACACUGCCUAAAUCAAGGCGAAAAGUGCGCUUCGGUUUCGUACGAUUACGAGAAGGAAGAAUGCUGGUCUAGCCCGGAUUCGCGAUUCACGAACGCGCCUCUUUUCGACACGGUCGAGGGCGUGGAUUACUUUGACAAGCUUUGCGACUACAUCCUCAGCCCGAGCGUCAAGCCAAAAAAGGGGCAGCAGGGGAUUGCCACAGAUGUGCGGUCGGGUGACGAUGAGCGCGGUCCGGUGGAGGCGACUUCGCAGGCGAUUUUGGGAAGUGAGGAACCGUCGAGCCUUGGGUCCUUCCCGAUACUUUCGCUGAACCUGAGCUCGCGGACGACAACGCCGCGUCCGAUUGACGGAUCGACUUUCCCGCAAUUGAUCGAGAGCCACGAUUUUGAAGAAUCGACGAGUUACCAGGAUCGCGAGGCACACCUCGAAAUGUCAACCGUGGCCUCGGAAGAGUUCACGGACACGAUCAACGUGCUCGACGACCUCGAAGCGACACGGCAGGUUGUGGCUGCCGAUGAUGUUGGGAAUACGGUCAAGACGAAAUUGCGGACCGAGUGCAGAACCACAGAAAUCAGCGUCACUCUAUCCUUCAAUCGCCCGACUACUGGAGCUAUUUUCAUCAAGGACCACUUCUCAAGUUGCCGCUACGAGUUUCGCGAGAACGACUUUGCCGUCCUCUCAAUCCCGUUCCCAAAUCGAGAUGAGGAGAAUCCAAAAUGUCCAGGCUUUGAGCUGGAACCGGACGUGUGGUCAUUUGUCGUCGUCGUACAGAGGAACGAGAUGGACGCGCCGUCGUUGAUGACGGCCACAGACAAGACGUUUAAUGUCACCUGUGAUUACUCCAAUGCCGACUGGAACUCGAGUAAUAGUGCGGCAACGACGGCGGCCUCGUCAAGCUCUGACCUCCCAGAAGACGUGGUGGACGUCAGCAGAGACGACCCAACCGAACCCCCUGCGCGCGCCCUCGAGAAGAUCAAGAUGCGAAUCCUGAAGGACGGACAGACCGUGAGUGCCGUAGAGCUGGGAGAAGUCGUCGAGCUGAAAUGGGAGAUUACUGAGCGGCGCGCUGGUGUCGGCUACUUUGUCAGCGAGUGCGUCGCGGAGCGUAUGGGAGGGAUUGAUCCGGCUCCCGAGCCGCUCACUAUCAUCCACCACGGGUGCCCAGACCCGAAAGUAGCUAACCGACUCCUUGACGGCGUCGUGGAGCAGCAACCCGACGGCUUCACGGCCAAGAUGAAGGUGUUCCGCUUUGAUGGGUCACGUCGCGUGCGUCUGCGCUGUAUCAUUGACGUGUGCGUGGAGGAUUGCCCCUCGGUCGAAUGCGACGGUCUUGAUCCGGAGCUGAAAAGUUACGGGCGGAAAAAGCGGCAAAGUCUCUCUGACUUGUCGAACAUGAUGAGAAGGUUGAAGCCGAAUUUCCGGACUGAUACGGUGACAACGCCAAUGCCGAGCGCCGAAAGCUCUAUCGAACUCCCGGCUGCAGAUGAACCUCGUCUACAAAAGAAACGUCCGAAUAGGAAUACGAUCACUGGCGUGCUGACGGUAAUCGAUCCGCCCGCCUACAAUGCCGAAGGCGACCCAGAACCGAGAAAAGAUCAACAAAGCAUGGCUUCAUCUCGAGCCCUACCAGAAGACGUCGUCUGCCUAUUACGCCCGAUUUUCGUGACUGGCUCAACGGUGCUCUUCGUACUGCUCCUUAUCCAAACCCUCGUCAUUGCCCGUGUCGUCUAUCAGCGUAUUUUACGCCGACCUGAUGGAUCACUGUACGGCGGCUCGACGUCGUGCCACGUCUCCUCAGCCGGCGGCCUAUCGGACGGCGACUCGACAAGAAGCACAUCUCCGCUCGUCUUCUCCACCAAGACCAGCAAGGCCCCUCCACCCCCACCACCCAAUGCUCGCCGCCAAGCCGAGGGUCUACUCGUCAUCCCCUCAACGAUGCAAUAUAUUUCGCGUGUCGACGCUGAUGGAUAUACAGUGCCGAAUCGACCGCGACAUGGCUGGGAACUCGACUCAAGCCUC